This is a messenger RNA of Linum trigynum, 1780 nucleotides long. NCBI's taxonomy places the organism in Eukaryota, Viridiplantae, Streptophyta, Magnoliopsida, Malpighiales, Linaceae. The record is from the annotation of a GenBank genome assembly.
UUGCUCUGUUUGAUUGGUGUGCGGCGUCACCUAUGGCCUAUUGGGCUGCGCCAAUGGCAAAACUUAAACGUGGACCAGAUAAAACGAAAACAAUAUACAGGCCGGUUAUCAUCUAACAAGAAAAAAGAAAACGAAAACAAACGAUCCGUAAAGAAAUUCUGGUGGGACCCACAUCAGAAGCUCGAUCCGAGCCGUUGAACUGUUUGACUUUCUCCGAAGACUGGUCGAGUUCAUGAUUACAAGUAUACAGCGUCUGUAGCGGAUUUGCGAGAAGAGCAGAAUUUAAACGCGGAAUGGACUCAAUUUCGCAUCGAUUCUCGGCUAUAGCUUGCGGAGUCGAAAGGCAGUUUCUCUCAUCUUCCUACUCUCAGAUUCUCCGGUCGCCGGGUAGUAGCAGCAGAGACCAGCAAUGUCCGGCGGUAUCGCCCGCGGCCGUCUGGCGGAGGAGCGGAAGUCUUGGCGCAAAAACCAUCCUCAUGGUUUUGUUGCGAAGCCAGAAACUCUGCAGGAUGGAACUGUGAAUUUGAUGGUGUGGCAUUGCACCAUCCCUGGGAAGGCUGGGACUGACUGGGAGGGUGGAUAUUUCCCACUCACCCUCAACUUCAGCGAAGAUUAUCCUAGCAAGCCACCAAAGUGCAAAUUUCCUCAAGGUUUCUUCCACCCUAAUGUUUACCCAUCAGGAACCGUCUGUUUGUCCAUCCUUAAUGAGGACAGUGGGUGGAGACCAGCUAUUACAGUGAAGCAAAUUCUAGUUGGGAUCCAGGACUUGCUGGAUGCCCCUAACCCUGCUGAUCCUGCACAAACUGAAGGCUAUCAUCUCUUCAUCCAGGACCCUACCGAGUAUAAGAAAAGGGUGCGCCAGCAAGCAAAGCAAUAUCCUCCACUAGUGUAGCAGGAACCUCGUUGCUUCUAGUUUUGCUUCUCGUUAUUUGGAAAUUGUCAGUUGUUUGCAGUUGUGGACUGCUAUGGCUUUGCUGUUGUCCGUGAAAAGAAACAAAACUGUUGGUGCUCAGUAAUUGUGAAUUGUGCCUCUAUUUACUAACUGCAUGGCUGAGCUGGCAUUUUGUCACAUCCCAGAAGUGUGGAUUAUUAACUUUGGUAUAUAUAUAUUAAGUUUUAUGUCAACAGUAAACCAGUCAGCCAAACAGUACUACGCAGUGGUAUUUAUACCCGAAGAAUUUGUGACAUUCUGAGUUUUAAUGUGAUUCUUGCUGAUCCCCUGCUUCUCAUGCUCUUCACCGUAUUUCACUACUUGCAGCAUCUGCAUAAACUGUGUUGCAAUUUGCAUAUUAGUAUUACGAUCAGUGGAUGUGUAAUGUGACAGGAUCCCCAGAAAUGCCAAGUUUCUGUUCCGAUGGUUAGCCCUCGAGUUUUCUGCAGGUCAAUGGCAACGGAUCUGCAGCUGUCCGAAAGCAGCUGCUGGGUGGUAAACACGAUCGAUGGUGUGGCUCCUGUCCAUGUCUUAUCAAGCUACGUUUUAGUUUACAUUUCUCAGUGCCUGCUGUGUUGAAAACACUUUGGCAGCUGUUCCUCAGUAAAUUCCUCUUCCUUCCCGGACCCCGGUAUAGCAGCAAUCUUGCGUACUUCUCAAAUGAAGCUUUGUUUCGCGCUGCAUAACUUCUUUGGUGCGUUGAGGAUCUCAUUCUGCAUUCAUUCUUUACCUUUAAGCGAUCGGUAUAUACUCGCACUUCCCGACUUCGGCAAGGAACAUUUGAUGUUCAAGUAUGCUGAGCACUAAGAAAGUAAUAAACCUUGCCUGUAAUAAACGCCAAGUAAACUU